Acytostelium subglobosum LB1 is the source of this 1860-nucleotide messenger RNA. RefSeq lists its product as hypothetical. Bases 1 to 1860 code for a protein of 619 amino acids. Gene Ontology annotation, molecular function: protein binding. The transcript is spliced from 2 exons. The record is from RefSeq and is a predicted model, not a curated record. NCBI's taxonomy places the organism in Eukaryota, Evosea, Eumycetozoa, Acytosteliales, Acytosteliaceae.
AUGGAAUCAUUCAGUACAUUCUUGUUUCAGAUAUACAAGGACUUUGAUCAAUAUAUUGAUGAGGAGUAUGGUCAGCAAUCACAACAACAACAAUCAAAGACAUCAACUUCAUCACCUUUGAUCGAUUCAUUAAGUAGUAGCAACAGUACACCAACAACAUCAACACAGACAUCAACAUCAUCAACAUCAUCUACAUAUAAUGUAGACUUCCUCAAGGUUGGAAGAGACUUGAUCAAACAUAUUGCAGCAGCUGAACAGGCUAAUGAACAUGAGGAAGUCAAUCAAUACUUGGAGUUCAUAAUGUGCAUGUGCUUCUUCUCGGGCAAUCAAUCAGUUUGGAGACCAUUGAUCGUUGAGAACAUACAACUGUUUGCAAAUAAGAUUAUAACAAAGGAUUAUGUCGAUGGUAUACCAUUCUGCUACGCCAUCCCCUUUGGCAGUCGCGAGCUUCUCGAGCUGCUGGUGUCCCACGGCAUGGACCUGGCCAUGGAGCUGGACAAUGGCUACGUCAUGACAUCGGCACUCUACGGCAACGUGGAGGCGUACGACUUCUUCCACGCGCGAAACGCACGACUUAAUCAUCGCAACAACAAUGGAGACACGGCACUAUUGUUCGCGGCAAUGAAUGGCGAGAAUGUGUUGCUGGAGAAGCUGGCGCGUGGUGGCGAGGACCUGCGCGCCGUCAACAAUCAUGGCUUCAACGUGUUCAUCUGUGCUGCAUUCCACAAUCAAGCCGACACCAUUGUGUUCCUGGCCAAACUGGUUGAGCGCAUGCACGGCAAGAAGCAACUGUUGACCAUGAUCAAUGCCAAGGAUAAAGAGGGCGAGACGCCCAUGCACAUUGGCGCUCGACUAGGCUUUACCAAGACCGUGCGAGCAUUAUUAACGCAUGGCGCUGAGAUGAACCUGGGCAACAAGGCCAAACAGACUCCACUGGAUCUGGCACGACGUGCACUGACAUCAAUCAAGAAGGAUCCAAACUACUUGACACCGUCAUCGGCAGCUACAGCCACACCAAAGUCAUUGAUACAGCAUGAGAUGUUUGAACCACUGCCACACAUCAGACGUCUACUGCCCGACGACUUUAAGAACAGACUGGUCAGCAAGCUCAACCUAGUGCGCAAGGUGAAGCGAUCUAUCAAGUCGUACCAAAAGGUGAUCAAUCUAUUUGACGAGCGAAUCAAGCAGCGAGAGAUCGAGAUCACCAAGAACCUCGAGGAGUUGCUACUCCAGGAGCAACAACAGAACAGCAAGAAGAAGGGUGGCGGUGGCAAGAAGGCCAACAACAAGCAACAAUCAAAGCGAGACAAGGCAAAUAAUAUUGGACGACCAAGUACACAGAGUACGGCUGCCACUGUGGCAGUGCGCGUGGACAAGAUACAACAACAGGCAGCGGAUCAACUUGCUCAGGCGAGUGUAGAGAAGGAGCUAUGCAUAUUGGAGGAGCAAGAUCAAGACACGCCCAUUGAUACCUCAUCAUCCCCGACCCCAUCCGAAUCAACUACAUCACCUCAACUUCAAUCCAACUCGAUCAAUCAAUCACCUGAUGAGCAUAAACCGACACAUCAUCAGUCCCAUCAUCACCAUCACCAUCACCAACACACUCAACAACAACAUGAUGAUUAUAGAGACAAGUAUAGGGAUCUUGCGAUUAUGUACUUGGAGCAGUCGGCAAGGUUGAAGGAGACUUUGGAACAGCUGACAGAGAUAGAGAACCAUUUCAUCGAGUACAAGGAACAGUUGUAUGCAAAGAAUGAGAAGGCAGAGGCGUUGGGAUUGGGCGUAUCAGAGAUACUUGGCACAGGACUAAACUAUCUAAACAAGCUAAAAUUAUACGAGCGAAUAAAUGAUCCAAUUUAA